Messenger RNA from Prorocentrum cordatum, 7647 nucleotides. Lineage: Eukaryota; Dinophyceae; Prorocentrales; Prorocentraceae. The record is from the annotation of a GenBank genome assembly.
AUGCAGCUCGGAUAUCGCAGCCUCGCCGAGACCAACGAGGUCGUUCUGCAGGCGAUCUUGCCGCUGCUCAUGUCUGUUGGCUUGGUCAAGGAGCUGAAGGUUGGCUGCCGCCAGGGGCGCUGCAUCUGGAUGGCUCAGCGCACGAGGGAGAGAGGCGUGCUGAACGAACCCUUCGUGGACAUCAAUGGAGGUGACUUGGCCGCCUGGCUGCACUUGCUCAAGUACGCGGUACCUCCAGUGACUGCCGUUGCCUACAGCUCGCACGUGAUCAAGGGGCUCACGGAGAACUGGCCAGCAAGGACCACUGCUGAUGGGUUUGCUUGGGCCGACCUGCGGAAGCAAGUUUGGCACCUGGUGGAGGCGUUCGGAGGUCUUGGUCCUGACGGGCUCACGGUGGUCAAGAUUGCGUCGCAUGUGCCCAAGAAGAACCUGCAGGAGUGCGGCAUCAGCUACAGGGACUGGCUCGGCAACAAGUUCGCGGACACAGCAGCGAAGAGCGCAGCGGUAUCCUGCCGAACCCGCGGAGUUGACCGCAUUCGCUUUCGGGGCGCUCAUCAACUCGUCGAGGGAGUUGCGAUGUGGGUUGCUGCAGUUGGCGCCAUGGCGGGGUGGCCUGAGAGGAACUCGGAGUGUUCUGGUGACAUCGCGUCGGCAGCGUUGGCCCUCAACCUCAAGCUGUGUAAGCCGCGCAUGCUGGUGAAGCUGGCGCCUGUUAGUGGCGCGGAGCUCACGAAGCCGCCCGCCGCGAAGGGCGACUUCGGGUUCGCGAAGCGGGACUUCGUCACGGGCAGCGGCGAGGGCUGCGCCCUCCUGGCGGCUGGCAGCGGCGUGAGCUGCGCCGGCCGGCCCUUCCUAGCCCAGCACGCCGCCGAAGAAGAAGAGGAAGCGUGGCUCAAGGAUCUAGUGGACACUCGGCUUCUGGCGAAGCCGAAGGCGUUCGGAGGCAGCGAGGACGAGUGGCCGGGAUGGAGCUUCAAGAUGCUCGCGUACCUCGGGGCCCUCGACGAGAUGAUGGCCAACGAGCUGACGGCGGCUAUGACGUUCCCGCUGGAGGAGGUGAGGAACGCGAGGCUCCUGGAGGAAGGAGCGAGCCAGCGCAGUCGUCAGUUGUACUUCAUCCUCGUCCUGCUGCUGGAAGGAGCUGCACUCCAGCUGAUCAAGCCGGUCGGCGUCGGAGAAGGGUAUCGGGCGUGGAGGACACUACAAGACAUGUACGAGCCCGACAGACCCGGUCGCCACGCAGGACUGCUGCAGGAGCUGAUUGCGUUCCAGUUCCCGGAGGACAACAUCGUGGGGACGCUGGCGGACUUCGACUUCAAGGUCACGAAGUACGAGAGUCAGAGCCACGAGAGGAUCGGGGACAGGAUCAAGAUGGCGAUCCUUCAACGGGGGAUUCAGGACGAAGCUCUUCGAGCGCACCUGGUCCACAACGCGUCGAGGCUGGUCACGUGGGAGCUCAUGCGCAACGAGGUGCACAUGGUGAUCUCGACGAGGAGCGCCAUCUCAUCAGUGCCGCCGCCGGUCCCGAUGGACACGAGCGCCGUGGAGAAGGCGAGGCGCGAGCGCGACAAGGGCAAAGGAAAGAAGGGCAAGGAAGGCAAAGGCAAGAAGGGCAAGGGCGGCGACAACUCCACGGACCAGAGGGGCCAGGCGGCCAAGGACAGGGCCGAGAAACGGUGCUUCCACUGCCACAAGACCGGUCACAUCAAGAGCGAGUGCAGGAAGUUCCUCGCAGAGCAGAAGAAGAAGAAGGGCACCAACGCGGUCGAGCAGGAGUCGAAGCCGACGGGAGCUCCGCCAGCGGCGAGCGCCGCGGGGAGCGCGGCGCCGGUGAUGGCGAUCGCGACCGAGGGCGGGGCAGAGCCGCUUUGGUGCCUCGCGAUCGAGCUGGAGGAAGGGCAGGAGUCGUCGUCGACUGGAGCAGCAGCGACGCCCUUAGCACCAGCGACGACAGCGAUCCACCUUCGUUCGAGCGAGCCGUCAUCAGGCACAGCGCAGCCGAGGCAGCCAUUCUUGGUCGGUGCCAGCCCGAUCGAGCAGCUGAGCCAGCCAGGGGCAGCAAACGAGCACGAGACGUUCGAGAGCAAGGAGAUCAUCGGUAUCAAUGAGCACUGGGUCAUGGUGGAUUCGGGUGCUGCGCGAUCGGUGUGUCCGCCGAGUCACGGGGCCCACGAGGCACUCAGAGGCCUGAGCGAGCGCAUCCGGCUGGUCGGAGCGAGCGGCGACGACAUCCCGUGCCACGGCGAGCGCUUCGUCACGUACACGAAGGACGGGCACAAGAUCGGGGUGGACUACAAGGUCGCCGACGUCAAGAGGCCGGUGCUGGGCGUGUCGCAGGCGGUCGACAAGGGCACGUCGUGGGUAUUCACGCCGAGCGGGAGCUACAUGAUCCCGAAGCCGAUCGAGUUCUCGGACCCGGACGCCGUGCCGCUGGUCAGGCGCAACGACUUGUUCUACCUCAAGAUGGACAAGUACGGUGAAGGCGUCAAGAACUCGCUCGUCAUGCCGGUGCGGGGCGAGGAGCCGGGAGGCGAGGCCGGCGGCGCAUCAGCUGCGUCCAGGGCAGCGGCGAGAGCCGCGCUCCAGGGCGGCGGCGGAGGAGCUGCCGCGACUCACGCUCAGGCCGAGGCGAGCGAGCCGGCAGCGCAGGCAGUGCUCGAGGAGUCCGUGCCGGUUCGAGUCAAGAAGGAUCCGGUGAAGCCAAGCCUGGCCGAGCAGAGGACGCACGAGCUGGUGCACAUUCCGGCGAGGUCCUGGUGCUGGGUGUGCGUCAGAUCCAAGUUCACGGACGACCCGCACUACAAGGCCGGGCACGAGCGCACGGGCGACGAGGUCCAGAUCGACUAUUACUUCCUGGGCCAGCUGAGCAUCCUCAACAUGGUGCACAUGAACUCCCAAGCUAUUCAUGGCAUCAUGGGGCCGAAGGGUACCGACGCCUACAUGGUCAAGACAGCGGUCGCCACCAUCGAGAACUGGGGGCUGGAUCGCAUCGUGCUGAAGCACGACCAGGAGGCGUCGAUCACGGCCCUGGCGAGGGAGAUCAAGGCUCAGCGGAAGGCGCCCACGAUGGUCGAGUCAGCUCAGCGGGCUAACCAUCAGGGAGUCGGUGGAGUGGAGCGCGCCAACGAGGAGCUCGGCAAGCAGAUCAGGGCGCUGCUGUUCUCGGUGGGCGACAACUACAAGCGGGAGCUCCCAGCCGAUCAUGGGCUUCUACCUUGGCUCAUUCGGCACGCUGGCUGGCAGCUCAACCGCUUCACGGUGCACGGCAACGGCAAGACGACCUACGAGGUGCUCAAGGGGAGGCCAUAUCGGGGCGAGCUCGUCAACUUCGCGGAGUGCGUCUGGGCGAGGGACCCCACGCCGACCUCCAAGCUGCAGCCUCGGUGGCACGCGGCGGUGUGGCUGGGCAAGACAGAGGUUUCGGACGAGCACCUGGUGGCGGGUCCAACGCGCACGACGAGGGUGCGCACGGUGAGACGGCGACCGGAGGGCGAGCGGUUCGUGCUGGAGGAGCUGGACAAGUUCGCUGGGGUGCCGUGGGACAUGCGCCGGGCUCCACAGAUCGGCAUCGUGCCGGCGGGAGCGCCCCAGGUGGAGCCGAAUCAGCAGCGGCUGAUGCCGCCACCUCCGCCACCGCCAGUGGUCUUACCGGCUGCGGGCCCGGAGGCGCUGGUGCCACCAGCGAUGGUCGGGCCGGCGCCGCCCGCGGGGCCAGGAGGCGCAGGGCUGAGGUCGACGUACAUCACGAGGGCGUUGAUCGACAAGUACGGCUGGACCCCCAUGUGCCCGAGGUGCGUCACAGGCAUGGGAUCGCACAGUGAGGAGUGCCGGAAGAGGAUCGAGAACGAGCUGCGCAAGGAGGAGAUGGCCAGGGCAGCGGCGGGGGCCGCGCCCUCGUCGGCAGCGGCGGGAGCUGCGCCGACGCCGGCGGCGGCUGGGGCCGCGCCGGAGCCAGCGGCUGGAGCUGGAGACGGCAGGCCAGGAUCGUCCGGGGACGCCAGCAUGGCACCUCGCGAUGACCAGGGCGAGGCGGCGGCGAAGAGGCCGCGCCAGACAGCGGCGAUCACAGUCGGGUCGCUCGCGGUCGGGGCCUUCGUGGAGAUCAAUCCCUACACGUACGAGGGCCUGGACCAGCAGUCCCACGAGGAGCUCGAGACGGUCACGGAAAUCGAGAGCUGCGAGCCGCUGGAGAUCGGGAUGUUCGAGGUCAGCCCCGUCGAGCCGGCGGCGAUCACGGUCCUGCCAGACACGGAGAAGCACGUGUACGACGCGAGGAGCGGGAAGGAGCUCCCCAGGGACCUGGUCAGGCGCGGGCGCGAGGCCGAGAUCGAGGAGAUGCGGCGACACGGCGUCUUCGAGGAGGUCCGCGUGGCUGAGAGCCGGGGCAAGGUGGUGCGUUUCAAGUGGGUCGAGGACCUGCGCACCAAGGACGGCACCUCCUUCGUCCGGUCCCGAGGCGUCGCCAUGGAGAUCAACACGUACGGCCGAGAGGACUGCAACGCGGGCACGCCGCCGAUCGCCAUCGUCAGGGCGAUCGUCUCCUUGGCGGCGACGAAGAAGGGUCGGAGGCAUCUCUCGGUGCAUGACGUGCACGUGGCGUUCUUCCACGCCGACCUCGACGAGUGGAUCGUCGUCAUCCCGCCUCCAGGACUUAGGAGAGACGGGUACGUGUGGCAGCUCCGGAAGGCCAUGUACGGCACGCGCAAGGCGGCACAGGCUUGGCAGGAGUACGUGGCCGGGGUGUUCAAGAAGAACAACUGGACGCGCAUCGCGGUGGCGGCGGGCGUGUACCACGAGUCUCUCUUGGACAUGACCUCGGCGAUCCACGGUGACGACAUCCUGACCGAGGGCGAGGAGGAGUCCCUGGAUGUCCUGGACCAGCAGCUGAUGGCGAGCAUGGACGUCAAGUGCAUCGGUCGUGUCGGGCCGGAUGGCGUUCGCGAGCUCCCAUACCUCAAGCGCAAGAUCAGGUGGACGGGCAAGGGGUUCGUCUGGAUCGGCGACACGAAGCACGUGACGAGGUGCGUGGAGCUGCUGGGCCUUACGGAGUGCAAGCCGGCGGACACGCCUGGGAGCAAGGCCACGGGCAAGAGCGUCCGGGAGGCGCUGGAUCCACUUCCACACGACGAGGCGAAGCUCUACCAGCAGGUCGCGGGGCUCGUCAACUACGUGGCGGUAGACAGGCCGGACAUCCAGUUCGCGGCGAAGGUGAUCCUCACGGACAUGGGGAAGCCCACAGUCAUCAGCAUGCUCCGGCUGAGGCGGUGCGUGCGGUAUCUCCACGGUCGGCGCGAGCUCGGGUGGUUCUACGAGGAGCAGGAGAUGCCCAAGGCGGUUCUCUACGAGACGGACUCGGACUGGGCAGAGGAUGAGAUCACGAGGAAAUCGACCAGCUCCGUGUACGGCUUCUUCGGCAGCCACCUUCUGGAGACCCAGGUGGCAUCGCAGCCCGUCGUCGCGCUCAGCAGCGGGGAGGCCGAGUUCUACGCCAUCGGCCGAGGCGCGGCGAGUGCGAUCAUGAUGCGGCAGUUCUACCAGCAGUGUGGCAUCGAGGUCGCGUCGAAGGUUCACAGCGACUCGAAUGCAGGCAGGGCGAUCGCGACGCGGAUCGGCAGUGGCAAGGUACGGCAUCUACAGAUACGAGAUCUGUGGGUGCAGGAACGAGUCAGGCUCGGCGAGUUGCAGCUCGGGCGAGUCGACACGGAGAGCAACAGGAGCGACUUGGGGACCAAGCAUCUGGACGGCAAGCGGGUGCUCAAGUUGCUGGAGAUGUCCAACCUGCGGCUUCUGACCAAGGGGCUCGCCGCAGGCUUGGGCGUCACUUUCACGGAGGCGGCCGAGCACGGGGACAAGCAGUGCUCCGCGGCCGCUGACGAGGAGGUCGAGUCGAACAUCGGCUCGAUCGGUCCCGCCAUGAUCGUGUUCAUCAUCGUGCUGGUGCUCGCGGUCAAGGGCGCAGUUGAGUGCACGAGAGGGGCGGUGCAGCUCUUCUCAUCUAGGGCGGCGGGUGCUGCCCCACCAGCGGGAGCGGCGAGGGCUGCCCCGCAGGCCGACGGCACGGCGAGGCCCGAGGCGGCGUCGAAGGACGCGCCUGAGGGGCAUGUCGUUUCUCGGGCAGCGGCGAUAGCUGCGCCUGAGCGGGUCGCCGAAGGGCGAAACCUCGGUUCGGAGUACUUCGGGAAGAUGCUGGCUGAGGCCACCGUGGCAGAGCUCAAGGAGGAGCUCAGGUGGCGGAAGCUGCCGGUGAGCGGCUUGAAGGCGGACCUCAUCGUUCGUCUGACGAGGGACGGCGGCCAGCACAUGGCCAGCAGUGAGGGGCUGGCUGCAGCGGCGUGGGCCGCGCGGCUGGUUCCAGGCAGGGUGCCUAUCCGGGCGUUUCGCUCGGAUGCGAGCUUGAGCUCGCACCUAGGUGCGGCGCGCAGCCGCCUCGGCGCGGGCCUCGCGCGGUGGUGGGGCCUCGCGCGCGGCCGCCUCGCCCUCGGCGCCGCGCCGGACAUGAAGCACUUGCAGGGCAGACCACAGCAUCGUGUGGAGCGGCGCGAGAAGUAUUGGCAGAAGGUGUCCCAUGUGGAUGUGCGACUCAUGGACGCGUCGCGGCAUCCUGCCCGAGCCGUGCGCCGUUACGAGCAGUGCGUGUUCGUGGCGCUGUACCUGUUCUCUCUGACAACGCGCUCCAUUGUGUGCACGUAUCGUCUUGCCACUUUCGUGGCGGGCUGCGCGUCCGAGCCACUGAUGCGUUGGAUGGUCGCCGAGGGAGUGCACCGUGCUGCGGAGUUUCAUCACUACGUCCUUGUGUGCCCAGUGGCAGGUCAAGUCCAGGCUCUGGGUAACGAGGCCGACAAGUUCUGCGGGCGAACGGGACCUCUUGUCGCUAACACGCGCUACUGGACCAGAUUCGUGGCCAUGCUCACCUUCUCUUCCGAUCCUAAGCUGGUGUUCAAGGCGCUCGCCUGCGCCGCCUUCGCCUGGACCUGCAUCGGCGGCUCGGGCUCGCUCGCCGGGUUCCUCGCCCCGACUGGCAGCGGCCCGCUGCCGCCCGCGCCCCGGCCAGCGUACCGUAGGCAGCUGGCGACCGGCCGCGACGGCCGAGAGCCCGCCGUCGCCAUGCGCGCGAACUCGGCCGAGCCCUCUGCUCCGACGAGUAACCCCAAGGUUCGGAGGAUGCAGUUCGGCAAGUUCUACAGCCCCCAAGGGCGUCAGGUUAGGGUCCGGGUGAACCGUCACACGAACAAGCCGAUCCUCUACAGGAUGCACGUUCAGGAGGGCGACUUCGUCCAGGUGCAGAAGGGCAAGGACGCGGGUAAGGUCACCCAGGUCAUACGGGUCUACAGGAAGUGGAACAAGGUGCUGUGCCUGGGCGUCAACUUUGUGAUCAAGCACGUGCGGCCGCAGCGCGAGGACGAAGUGGGCUCUCGCGUGCAGGUGGAACAUCCUCUUCACGCCUCGAACCUCUUGCAGUACGACAAAGAAGAGGGGGUCGCGGGCUACCUGGGCAUCCGCUGGGUGCCACAGAAGGUCAGCGAGGGCGGGGAUAUGAUCUACUACCCGGAGAGGUAUAACAAGGCCACGGGCAACGCCAUCCCGAACCGUGUCCCGCCCAAGUGGACGCCCGUGCUCGAGCGGGGCGAGGAGGAGGACGACGAAUGA